AGUAACUGACACACCUGAGAGAAUGCAAUGCAGAGAACCAACAGCCACAUACGGAUGCACACAAUGGCAGCCUGAGCCUCCGCUUGCAAAUUCUGAUGAUGUACUUGAGGAAAAAAGACAAACUUUAGAGAAUUUGUACCAGCGAUAUGGAAAAAGUGGAGCUGACAGGAGUGAUGUUUGUGCCUUAAUGAAGGAAACUUAUUAUUUGCAAAGAAAGCACAUCAAUGACACACAAGUACUUCCUAUCAAAGACCUCAAAAGCAAAUGGCCAUACCUGUUUGUGCAAAAGCACAUAUAUGCACAUUUUGAGGAGCUUACCAGUAUCGCCAUACACAAAAGGCUCAACCAAGCCAUACAGGAGUAUGGUAAAGUCCUCGUUGACUUCUUUAAGAGCAAACCCACAAAUGAAGUUGUCAAGAAAAUCUUGUCCAGCGAAGAAGAAGUUGGACCCCUUGUGAUCAAACUCAUCCUGGCACAUUUCCGAGAGGAUCUGGAUGGUCUUCUGCUUCUUGCGAAUAGGUGCGCCACAGCAGCUGACCUUCAAGCGACACACACCAUACCUGGGAGCCCACGACUAAUUGUGCUUGGAGACACUUUGACGAGUGGACACUGGAUGCUGACUAUUGAAGGCGAGGUUGUGUGUGAGGGCAUUCAGCCCAGCUUCCUGUCUGGCCUUGCCACUCUGUUCGCAUCGUACUAUAUAUUCAAUCUUGAGUACCAGGAGGAGGCAGCAUGUACCUUGGAGUUCAUUCAAAGACGCUUUGUAGGUAUUAAUCCGGAGAGAGGAACAAAGAAGUCGAAAGGAAAAGUGCCAUCUAAAACGACCGGGCAAAUGGUACAGAAGAAACAGGUUGCAGUGAACCCACAUGUUGCCACUCUUCUUUGCAAAGUGAUGGAUUUUCAGUGGAAUUUCUGAAAUCCACUCUUUGCAUCCUGUGGUGUUCUCCUUUUUUGGAUCAGAAGUUUGUUGGACUUGGGGCCUUGUUGUUUGUGGUGCCAUGGUCUGUUCAUGAAG
Messenger RNA from Onychostoma macrolepis, 1015 nucleotides. RefSeq lists its product as uncharacterized. The record is from RefSeq and is a predicted model, not a curated record. The transcript has 5 exons. NCBI's taxonomy places the organism in Eukaryota, Metazoa, Chordata, Actinopteri, Cypriniformes, Cyprinidae. Bases 23 to 916 code for a protein of 297 amino acids.